AUGAGCAACAUUGCAAACCUCGAAGCCCCCAUUAUCGCCCAAGCAGCUGUGGCUGAUGCUCCACUUGCUGGCACCGUGAAUGAGAAAAAGCUUGGUCGUGGUUCGAUCGAGGCCACUAGGGUGUCGACCCAGUCUCACUCUGCAGACUACUACGAUGACGAGGUCACAGAGGAAGAUCUCAGGACACUCCGUCGAGUAUCAGGCAAGAUUCCAUGGACAGCCUUUACAGUUGCUUUCGUAGAACUGUGCGAACGGUUCUCCUACUAUGGCACGACCAUCGUCUUUGUGAACUUCAUCCAGCAGCCUCUCCCAGCGGGCUCGUCCACAGGCGCGGGCUUCUCGGGUCAGUCUGGCGCACUGGGUAUGGGCCAGCGAGCCUCUACUGGUCUCAAGAUGUUUAAUGAAUUCUGGGCAUAUGUGAUGCCUUUGCUGGGUGGCUAUCUAGCCGAUGCGCACUGGGGUCGCUACAAGACCAUCCACUUGGCCAUUGUCUGCGCCAUCGUGGGCCAUGUUAUUCUAACCGCCUCCGCCGCUCCCAGCGUCAUCAAACACAACGGCUCUGCGCUCGCUGCUUUCAUCAUCGGCCUGAUCAUCCUUGGUAUUGGAACCGGCGGCUUCAAGUCGAACAUCGCACCACUGCUGGCCGAACAACAAACGGACAACAAAAAGAAGGUCAAAGUGCUGCCCUCGGGUGAGCGAGUCAUCGUGGAUCCCUCAGUCACAACAUCCCGUAUCUUCCUGUACUUUUACAUGUGCAUCAACAUUGGCUCUCUGGUUGGCCAAAUCGGCAUGGUAUACUGUGAAAAAUACGUCGGCUUCUGGCUAUCGUUCAUGCUCCCGACCGUCCUCUUCGUGUUCGCCCCGAUCGUCCUGGCUGUGUGCAAGAAGCACUACGUCCUCCUCCCACCCACCGGCUCCGUCUUCGCCAAGUUCUUCCAGCUCUGGAAGUACGCAGCCAAGGGAACCUGGAGCAUCAAUCCCGUCCGCACGUACAAGAACUUGUCCUCGCCCGAGUUCUGGGACCGCGCCAAACCGUCCAACAUCCCCGUCGACCAACGACCCAGCUGGAUGACGUUUGACGAUGCUUGGGUUGACGAAGUGCGCCGAGGACUGAAGGCAUGCACGGUAUUUUUAUACCUUCCACUAUACUGGUUGGCAUAUGGACAAAUGACCGGAAACUUGACAUCUCAAGCUGCCGUGAUGGAACUCAACGGCGUCCCCAACGACAUUAUCCAGAACCUCAACCCGAUCUCCAUCGUCAUCUUCGUGCCGUUGAUGGAUUUUGUCGUUUACCCUGCUCUCCGCAAGGCAAAGAUCAAUUUCACCCCGAUCAAGAGAAUCGCUUUGGGAUUCGCACUCGCAUCAGUCGCCAUGAUUGCGUCGUGCGUCAUUCAAGUUUAUAUCUACCGCCUCUCCCCGUGCGGCACCCACGCCUCGGACCCUGACUGCCCCGGCCCGGCGCCCAUCAACGUCUGGGUGCAGACCUUGCCCUACGUCUUCAUCGGCUUCUCCGAGAUCAUGGCCAGCAUCACGAGCCUCGAGUACGCCUUCACCAAGGCCCCAACCAACAUGCGAUCCUUCGUCAUGGCCAUCAACCUGCUCAUGAACGCCUUCAGCUCCGCCAUCGCCCAGGCCUUGGUGUCCCUGUCCGCCGACCCGCUGCUGGUGUGGAAUUAUGGGCUCGUCGCGGUCUUGGCCGCCGUCGGCGGUGUCUGUUUCUGGUUCAACUUCCGCAAGCUGGACCGAGAGGAGGACAGGUUGAACAUGCUCGCCGUGAGCGAGUACCGGGGCAAGCAGCCGCGGAGGGGGGACAGUGUGAGCGUCGUGAGUCUGCGCAACGCCAAUCCGGGUGUCGGUGGACGGUCGAGUGUGCACGAGGUCGAUGAAAAGGGAAGAGAAGCAGCACAACUCUGA
Exophiala oligosperma is the source of this 1914-nucleotide messenger RNA. RefSeq lists its product as uncharacterized. Lineage: Eukaryota; Fungi; Ascomycota; Eurotiomycetes; Chaetothyriales; Herpotrichiellaceae. The record is from RefSeq and is a predicted model, not a curated record. The coding region runs from base 1 to 1914 and encodes 637 amino acids. Gene Ontology annotation, cellular component: membrane. Gene Ontology annotation, molecular function: dipeptide transmembrane transporter activity. Gene Ontology annotation, biological process: transmembrane transport; oligopeptide transport. The transcript is spliced from 6 exons.